Anopheles marshallii is the source of this 3579-nucleotide messenger RNA. RefSeq lists its product as uncharacterized. The record is from RefSeq and is a predicted model, not a curated record. The coding region runs from base 1 to 3579 and encodes 1192 amino acids. Gene Ontology annotation, biological process: positive regulation of protein tyrosine kinase activity; neuromuscular junction development. The transcript has 9 exons. Gene Ontology annotation, molecular function: protein kinase binding. Lineage: Eukaryota; Metazoa; Arthropoda; Insecta; Diptera; Culicidae.
AUGGGUGAGCCCGUCCCGUUGAAACUUCGAUUCGGGAUACAAAAAGUCUCUGCAAAGGCUGAUUGCCUUCAUCUGCAGUUGUACCGAGAUUCGAAAGAUCGCUACAAAAAUGGCCAAACAAAGGCAUCGCUCUCGCUACAGCAUUUUCUCGGCGUGGAGUCAGGCUUCACGCUGGACAAGGAGUCCAACACGAUAGCAAUCAUCUGCCAGGAUGUGAUCGUCGUCCUGGCAUUCGAUACCCGCGAAAGACUGAUACAAUGGCAGGUAAAAAUAUCUAACAACCUCGGGGAUGAUCUCCAGUACCUAGUUCUGGUUUCCUCGGCACCACCGAAAGCGAAACUAUCCACCGGUCCCGCCCGUAUGCACAUCCAGGACCAUCGGUUCUGCCUCACCACGGGCGUCCCUCCUCGGUUGACAGGGCUAUGGCAAAUUGAGCAUUUAAGACGAUAUGGUGUGGUGGACAAUCGGUUUUGCUUUGAAGGCGGAUCGAGUUGUGGGAAAGGGGAAGGAUUGUAUGUCUUCGUAACAGAUUUGGGCGAAGAGAUAACCCAUACUUUUAAGCUGGCAUCGCAGGGUAAACUUGCCAGUAAAAAACGAGCCACGGCGAGAAAAAAUGCAGCACUGGACAGUCCACGCAAAGGUGCGGAAUCACGCUCGACAAAUUACAACGACGAAAUAUGUACAGUGCAUAUCGAAAACUCAAGCUGCACUUGUCGGAACUCGUACUGGCCGUCAACCGAAUCGCGCGAUCUAGACAGUAACUAUGGUUGCGGUGAUACGGCUUCCGUUUCCGAAUGUCAUGACAGCAUCAACGAUUUAGACUCAUUUCCAAGGAGCACGGUGGCUAAUCUUGAGCGUUGUAUGAGUUGCAUUUCGAAGCUGGGAGCACCAUCAAUGUCACGGAGCUCCACCAUUACGGGAACACCUGGUGCUGUCGCUCCGCUUCCAGCAUGGCAUAUGUUAACCGAGCACAACAAUCACAUCAACCAAACUCACAAGCUUCCAGCACCACAGCUAGCCCUCGAUCGGAUGUCCCUUUGCUCACAUGGCAGCAGUAACAACUCCGAGUACUCUAUCCCCCGACAGACAUGUGGUGCAGGCGAAUCGAGCUGGUAUGAAAAGGCUCCAAGCCAACAGACGGCACUCAUCUGCAGUCAUCAUCUUCGCUCUACGUCCCCUUGCAGUUGCAGCUGUCCCUCGGUACCGUGUCGUCCUCCGAAACCGAGGGACAUCUCACUACACAUAACGGCUCCCUUGCAUACCGCCAUUAGCAUGUCCAGCGGUAAGGCCCCACAACAGCCACAACAUAGUGUCGGUCCGUAUGAAAAUUACGAUGUGCCGAAAACCCCAAUCGCUAUUGAAGGUUCAUCUUCAGCUUGCACACCGGGCGAGAAUUACGAUACGCCGAAAAAAAUACAAGAGUACCUGGCAAAGGAAGGCAAGGAUGUAGUGGAUGGUGGUAGUAGUUACGGUAACUACGACAUGCCGAUGUCACUAACUAAAGCAGUAUGCAGUUGUCUGUCGGGUAGUAGCAGCGGAGAGGCACCGGUGCAACAGCCAUUGAAGGGACUCGACCGAGUAGACUGUACCUGUCAUCGUGUGAUGUCAUGGGCAGAUAAUUGGAUCUCUCUGCCGCUGUGUAAACGUGGAAAUGGUAUCGAAAACACAACCGUUCAGGUGAACAAGGUAAAGUUGAGCGGUGAGGGUAAGAUGCCCGUCAUGGAUGCCAGUGGUGCUGGUGAUGGUGGUGGUGCCAUCUAUGCGACCGUAGAUAUGACGAAAAAGAUCCGAAAGAAACUGGAGCAGGUGGCGUGUGCGUGUGAUGAGCCGCUUGUGACACAGCCACAGGCAAGCGGCCCUAAGCAGCUACCUGCUAGCUGUUACGAUAACUACGAAGACGUGGAAAUCAAAUCUGAGACCGCAGCCAACUACGCGAAUCUAGAAUUCGAAAGAUCUCUAGAGAACUACGAAAAUUCCAAAGAGGUUUUGCAACGAGCAGGGCUCUUUCUAGCAGGAACUCCUAGUGAUGAGGAAGAACUUCGCGUCUGUCACAAGUGUGGACACCCGAGUGCAAAAACACCUGAUACUGAGGAAACUAAUCGACCAGAAAGUGGUGAACAAACAUCGACUGAUGAUAAGCAGGAAAACUAUAUGAUGAUGGAACCGGGGAACAAAAAGUCCAAAUUCCCUGGGUAUAUUCCAAUGACUCCGGCUGCUCCAUCAGGCGCCGCUGGCUCCGAAACGAUUGACGGAAACGUAUCUCCCACUGCUCCUCCGCUUCCCUCAAAAUCAGACCUUUUGAAGCAACGCAUGAGUCGCAUAAUGGGUGAAAAAUCGGCAAGCAACCCGACCCUAUCCGGACCAGCAGUGGAUCGCAGUCGAAAACGACUAGACGACGGAUCACGCGUUCCGGGCAGUGCGAUGCUGCGCGCCACUCUUGCCAGUCCGUAUGCCCGCAAGCAGCUCAUGGAUAGUAGCGACCUGCUACCGACAUGUGGUGCAGAAAAGCGACUCUCCCCACGAAAACGUUCGGCUUCUGCGGAAUCUUCCCGCUUCUUGGACGCGGAGGGUGAAGAAGUUGAAAGUCCACUUAGUGGGACGGCUUCUCCAAGUACGGAAACGCUACUGCGUAGAACCCCUACUCCAGGCUCAACGACGGCUCUCCGACGAUCUUCAUCGCCAUGCGUACAUCAAGAGAUGGAGUCCAGUGACAAGACGGCGACAGUGGCCGAACCUGAAGACGACCUGUCUGCUUCGACUAACCCUGCGUCGAGCCAAGCCUCGCAGUCAGUUUACAUUCGGCGAUCAGAAAGUGUACCCUGUAAGGCUCAGAACCGAGACAGCUCGAGUUCGAAUGAUUCUGGUGUGUCUACUGGAUCGUUACGGCAACGUGGUACCGAUUUUACUGACUUUGAGCUUCCACUUACGACCGCCAUGUCUGCGAGACGUCAUCAACGUCACGUACUACCGACACAAAACUGUGUCCAUGCGUCCUUACCACGUCGUUCUAAAUCGUUCGAUCCAUUGCGAGAGUUAUCCUUCCAAUUUCAAAAAGUACGUGUGCCGGAAAAGAGUACCUCCGCAGAGGCAGAAGUGCCCGUCUGUCCACCCAAAGUUAAAGAUACAAUGGCAGGUGUUCCUGGAGCACCUUACAUCGACUCACGGAGCACCAGUAGUGGCACGUCCGAUAUGUCCGACUACAUCGAGACACUUUCCCUCUCUAGUCACAGUUCCUCCGAUACGCCUGAAGGCCUCAGACACAUUCGACAAGCAACUUCAACGCUGAGGCCACGCUCGGGUAAAGAGUACCAGAAUAUCGAUCGCUCGAUACUGUCCCUAACCCAAGCAAGUACGGACGUAAUCAAAGUACCGGGCACACCGUCCCAAUUGCGUGGACUGCUUUCAUGUUCGGCCAACUAUGCCAACAUCACGCCAGUGCCAGAGAAUGCCGAAUCGCCUAGUCCCGGUUAUCAAAGUGGCACCUCACCACAGGACGCACAGGGUCAGCAUUUUAUGUUUAAGUUGUGCCGUGAGGACGAUAUUCCUUUUCCCUAUUGUCAUCUCACUGCUGCUCAAUGA